This is a messenger RNA of Panicum hallii, 1993 nucleotides long. Its product is annotated as probable carboxylesterase 18. The coding region runs from base 411 to 1460 and encodes 349 amino acids. Lineage: Eukaryota; Viridiplantae; Streptophyta; Magnoliopsida; Poales; Poaceae. Gene Ontology annotation, molecular function: hydrolase activity. The transcript has a single exon. The record is from RefSeq and is a predicted model, not a curated record.
GGCUGGAUGGAACAACCAGGCCCGCCUGCCGGCCCGGUGCGCGUCCAGCUGAUGGUCGUCUUCGCCGGCGCGGCCGCCAUGGACGCCGCGCCGGCGAUGGCAUGACCGCAUGAGUCCACGACGGGCGCGUGGAGCCGGUGCCAUGCCAUCUGAUGUUUGCACCUCUGCUGGCCCGAGCGACGCCAGGCGCCGACGGCGACGCCUCAUUGAGUUCGAUUGGCUCACAUUGGAUGGUUGCAGUGCUGAGCACGUCCAGCACGAUUGGAGCAGGAUAAGGCGGCCAUGUGACCAUUGAUUGUUGACGAUGACGGGCGACGUUGCCACCGACGACGGAAAAUCGCAAGACCAUACCAUGUCAAUAUGUGUGGCUCCGUACUCCGCAGCUAGAUUCAGCUAAGAGCGAGGGCGAGAUGGCAGCGGGCGCCGGGCAGGACGCGGCGCGCGCGCCGCCGGCGCUGCCGUGGACGGUUCGUAUCCAGCUCUUCGGCCUCAUGGCGACCGUUGGCGCCACGACGCGGCGCGACGGCACGGUCAACCGCUUCGUCUUCAACCUCCUCGACCGCCGGGCCCGCGCCAGAGCGCGCCCGGACGGGUCCGGCGUCCGGUCCGCCGACGUCGGCGUCGGCGCGCCGCACGGCCUGUGGGCGCGCUUGUUCUCGCCGUCGGGGGCGGCCGGGGCGCCGCUCCCCGUGCUCGUCUACUUCCACGGCGGCGCCUUCGCGCUGCUCUCCGCGGCCUCGGCCCCCUACGACGCCAUGUGCCGCCGGUUCUGCCGCGAGCUCGGCGCCGUCGUCGUGUCCGUCAACUACCGCCUCGCGCCCGAGCACCGCUGUCCCGCCGCCUACGACGACGGCGUGGACGUGCUCCGCUACCUCGCCUCCACCGGCCUCCCCGGCAUCGAUGUCCCGGUGGACUUCUCCCGGUGCUUCCUCGCCGGGGACAGCGCCGGCGGCAACAUCGCCCACCACGUGGCGCGACGCUGGACAGCUAGCACCACCUCCUCGGAGUCCCCGCCUCCGUCCAACCCAAUUCGCCUCGCUGGCAUCAUCCUGGUGCAGCCGUACUUUGGAGGCGAGGAGCGGACGGACGCGGAGCUGAGGCUGGACGGCAAGGCGCCGGUGGUGACCAUGAGGGGCUCGGACUGGGCGUGGAGGGGGUUCCUGCCGGAGGGCGCCGACCGGAACCACUCCGCCGCGCACGUGACCGACGAGAACGCCGGCCUGGCCGACGGCUUCCCGCCUGCGAUGGUGGUGAUCGGCGGGCUCGAUCCGCUGCAGGACUGGCAGCGGCGGUACGCCGACGUGCUGCGGCGGAAGGGGAAGGCGGUGCGGGUGGUGGAGUACCCGGAGGCCAUUCACACCUUCUUCUUCUUCCCCGUGCUCCCCGACUCCGGCAGGCUCGUCACGGAGAUGAAGGCGUUCAUGGAUGAGAACAGCGCGUCCGAGCCGGCUGCUGCCUGAUCGACGAACCACCAUUUGGAAUGCCUGGUUCUUUGUGUUGAAAUUACGUGCUCAGAGUAGUGUACGGAGUAUAUUUGGGAUCAAACCAUCUCCACCCGUUGGCAACGGACAACUUGGCAGACUGGUGCCUCGUGGCCAGGAAACGAUUUCUUGCAGAUUGGAAACGGAGGAAAGGAUCUCUGGUUCUUUGGUCAUACUGAUUGCAUGGACAGUAUGGUAUGAGCAGCACUCGAUAGUGUUGAGUAGUACAGUCGGUUGGGUUGGGGUAGUCUGUCGCAGCGAGGAUCAUAGAAGACGGUGUGAAUUCAGAAUUGGACGUGAUUGUCGCUGUUACUGUAGACUGUCAUGUAUUGUCGGUUCUUUCUUUUGUUUGUAGUUUCGUCGUGGUACAUCCGUGUGUAAUAGGAUAAGGGCAAUUUAGUACUCACUUGGUUGCGUUGUGUAAGGUUCAUUGUAUAUUUCUCUUAAUCUCGGGAAAAAAAAGUAGUGUACUCAAUCUAAACGCGAAGAUUGAUUGGGACUUGGGAGCAGAA